GCCAAUGGAAUGAAGAACCCAGCUGUGCUCAAUUGUAUUAUUCCCACUCUACCCCUAUCCCGUUUUGCCCCUACCAAAACUUUCUCCUCUACCCCCUCCGCCGCCGCCGCCGGGACCCUCGCAGCCCACUUCGCCCGCGCAGUCGACCGCACCUCCGUCUCCUCAUGGAACUCCGCAAUCGCCGAACUGGCGCGGGACGGCGACGCUACUUCCGCCCUCCGUGCCUUCUCCUCGCUCCGCCGCCUCCGCCUCACCCCCGACCGCUCCUCCUUCCCGCCAGCCCUUGCAGCCGCCGCCGAUCUUGAAGCACAUUCCUCUGGUCGCCAGCUCCACCUCAUUGCCUUCAGCCUAGGUCUCCAUCCGGACCUCUUCGUUGCCUCCUCCCUUGUCCACAUGUACGCUAAGUGCCGCCAUCCCAACGAUGCCCGCAAAGCGUUCGACGAAUCUCCCAACCCGAACGCCGUUCUUUGGACCGCCAUGAUCUCCGGCUACGUGAGCAACAAUGCCUCCCAUAAUGCCAUAUCGAUGUUUCGAAAGUUUUUGGCGGAGGAAGGGCCAGUGGAAGUGGACUCUGCCGCUGCUGUGUCUGUUUUGUCAGCUUGUGCGAGGCUUUCAGAGAAAUUGGCGGUUUUGGGUUUUCAUGGUUUGGUGCUGAAGCUUGGCUUGCAAGAUGUGGGAGUAUGGAAUACUUUGGUGGAUGCUUAUGCUAAAAGCCGGCAUUUGGGCUUGGCAAGGAAGGUGUUUGAUGAUAUGAUUGACAGGGAUGUAGUAUCUUGGAAUUCGAUUAUUGCUGUUUAUGCUCAGAUUGGAUUGUCCGCAGAGGCACUGAAUUUGUAUUCAGAUAUGGUGAGGGGUGGGACAGUGAAGCACAAUGCAGUGACCUUGUCGGCUGUGCUUCUUGCCUGUGCCCAUGCCGGGGCUCUUCAGAUUGGGAAGUUCAUCCAUGAUCAGUUGCUAAACUUGAUUCAGGUGAUCAGGAUGGGCUUAGAAGAUAAUGUGUAUGUGGGCACAUCGCUGGUUGACAUGUAUUGCAAAUGCGGUCGGGUUGAUGCUGCUAGAAGAGCAUUUAACAGAUUGGGUGAUGAAAAGAACAUAAAGUCAUGGUCAGCCAUGGUUGCUGGAUAUGGCAUGCACGGCCAUGGCCGGGAAGCUGUGAAUGUCUUUCAUGAAAUGAUUUCCUCUGGUGUCAAGCCAAACCAGAUCACUUUUGUUUCAGUUCUUGCUUCUUGCAGUCAUGCAGGGCUCAUCAACGAGGGCAGGCACUGGUUCAAAGCAAUGAGAAAAGAAUUCAAAAUUGAACCUGGUGUUGAGCACUACGGCUGCAUAGUGGACCUUCUUGGCCGUGCAGGCCAUCUGGAUGAAGCCUAUGGCCUGAUCAAACAAAUGAAGAUGAAGCCUGAUUGUGUGGUCUGGGGAGCUCUCCUUAGCUCAUGCAAGACUCAUAAAAAUGUCGAGCUCGGCGAAAUAUCUGCUCAUAAGUUGUUUGAACUCGACCCAAAAAACUGCGGGUACUAUGUUCUCUUGUCGAAUAUUUAUGCAAAUGCAGGAAGGUGGAAAGAUGUGGAAAGAAUGAGGGCUCUGAUGAAGAAAAGAGGAUUGGUGAAGCCGCCUGGAUACAGCUUAGUUGAGCUCAAGGGAACCCUCCACUGUUUCUUAGUUGGUGACAGGAGGCAUCCAAGGCAUGAAGAGAUCUACAAGUACUUGGAGGAGCUGACGGCGAGGAUGAUGGAAGCUGGAUAUCUUCCAGAUACUGGUUCAGUGUUGCAUGAUGUGGAUGAGGAAGAAAAGGAAACUGCUUUGAAAGUGCACAGUGAGAAAUUGGCGGUGGCGUUUGCUAUCAUCAGCACCUCGCCGGGGACUACCAUUAGAGUGAUCAAGAAUUUGAGGGUGUGUGGUGACUGUCACUCAGCGAUCAAAUUGAUUGCAAAGCUUGUUGGUAGGGAGAUCAUUCUCAGGGAUUCACAUCGCUUUCAUCAUUUUAGAGAUGGGAGUUGCUCCUGCAGUGAUUAUUGGUAAGUGCUCGGACUGGUUCUGCUCU
Dendrobium catenatum is the source of this 2038-nucleotide messenger RNA. Its product is annotated as pentatricopeptide repeat-containing protein At3g26782, mitochondrial. The record is from RefSeq and is a predicted model, not a curated record. NCBI's taxonomy places the organism in Eukaryota, Viridiplantae, Streptophyta, Magnoliopsida, Asparagales, Orchidaceae. Bases 10 to 2016 code for a protein of 668 amino acids. Gene Ontology annotation, biological process: RNA modification. Gene Ontology annotation, molecular function: protein binding; zinc ion binding; RNA binding. The transcript has 2 exons.